GAGACCGAGAGCAAAGAGCGAGAGCGAGGGAGAGGAGAGGAGAGGAGAGGAGAGGAGGGGAGAGAGGAGAGGGAGGGAGGAAAGACACGCAAGCACAGGCACACCGGCUCUGGAAUUCCAUUAGAAAAAAGUGAGCCGAGCAAGGGUUAGCGGGAGAAGAUUUUUUUUUUUUUGAAUCUUUUUCUUCGUCUUGGUGCCAAAGAAGCGACUCUGGUCUCCCGUCCUAGAAGCUCCUACUGGAUUGCUCCUAUUCCGUCGGUGGAUUUCUUUCCUAUUCGCAUUUAUUCUGACCCCCUCCCUCGCUGCUUCCUUCCAGCCCUUCACUUUCAGAUCGCCUCGCCCCCACCUCUCCAGUCCCCUCCUGGGAAGUGCAGGGGAAUUGGACCCACGGGGACUCACGCCUUCCCGGACGCGCGAGCAAAGGGCUGGGCUGACCUCAGGACCAGGCUGUUGGCUUAGAAGGCAGCCAGACACAUAGCUACGUGUGUUUGAUUUCAGUGGCAAGGGGGGACGUCGAGAGGCAGCCCACCGCCCGCCUCCUACCCCUCCCCCUCCAACCAGCAGUGAGAAUCCCAGGACUCGGGAUCUUCAACCGGCGGCCGCCCGGCGGGAUCUCCGCAUUGGAUUUGGGGGUCGUUAUUGCUCGGCUGUUAUUAUUAUCGUUAUUUUAUUUUUAUUUUUUAAACCUAAGGGAGAAAGACACAUACACACAAAACUGUGGGAUUUAUUUAACAUGAUCUUGGCAAACGCCUUCUGCCUCUUCUUCUUUUUAGGUGAGGAGUUCUAUGAAGCUUCCCCCUAUGAGCCUGUGACCUCGCGCCUCUCGGACAUCUUCAGGCUCGCUUCAAUCUUCUCAGGGACAGGGACAGACCCGGCGGUCAGUACCAAAAGCAACCACUGCCUGGAUGCCGCCAAGGCCUGCAACCUGAAUGACAACUGCAAGAAGCUUCGCUCCUCUUAUAUCUCCAUCUGCAACCGUGAGAUCUCUCCCACCGAACGCUGCAACCGCCGCAAGUGCCACAAGGCUCUGCGCCAGUUCUUUGACCGUGUGCCCAGCGAGUAUACCUACCGCAUGCUCUUCUGCUCCUGUCAGGACCAGGCAUGUGCUGAGCGUCGCCGGCAAACCAUCCUGCCCAGUUGCUCCUAUGAGGACAAGGAGAAGCCCAACUGCCUGGACCUGCGCAGCCUGUGUCGUACAGACCACCUGUGCCGGUCCCGACUGGCAGAUUUCCACGCCAACUGUCGAGCCUCCUACCGGACAAUCACCAGCUGUCCUGCGGACAACUACCAGGCAUGUCUGGGCUCCUAUGCUGGCAUGAUUGGGUUUGAUAUGACACCCAACUAUGUGGACUCCAACCCCACGGGCAUCGUGGUGUCUCCCUGGUGCAAUUGUCGUGGCAGUGGGAACAUGGAAGAAGAGUGUGAGAAGUUCCUCAGGGACUUCACGGAAAACCCAUGCCUCCGGAAUGCCAUUCAGGCCUUUGGUAAUGGCACAGAUGUGAACAUGUCUCCCAAAGGCCCCUCACUCCCAGCUACCCAGGCCCCUCGGGUGGAGAAGACUCCUUCACUGCCAGAUGACCUCAGUGACAGCACCAGCCUGGGGACCAGUGUCAUCACCACCUGCACAUCUAUCCAGGAGCAAGGGCUGAAGGCCAACAACUCCAAAGAGUUAAGCAUGUGCUUCACAGAGCUCACGACAAACAUCAGUCCAGGGAGUAAAAAGGUGAUCAAACUUAACUCAGGCUCCAGCAGAGCCAGACUGUCGGCUGCCUUGACUGCCCUCCCACUCCUGAUGCUGACCUUGGCCUUGUAGGCCUUUGGAACCCAGCACAAAAGUUCUUCAAGCAACCCAGAUAUGAACUCCCGCCUGACAAAAUGGAAACACACGCAUACACACAUGCACACACACACAAACACACACACACACACACACACACACACACACACACACACACACACACACACCCCUUGCAAAAACACUUUUUUUCCUACAUUGUCUCUGAACCUUUCUCCUCCCAAGUUUCUUCUCUGGAGAAGUUUUUCUAAACCAAACAGACAAGCAGGCGGGCAGUCAGAAGCCUGCCCAGAGGUCCCCUGCAAGGGACACCCAGCACCAACGAGGGCUCAAGGCUCUUGAGAGACUCUUUUCUCUUCACUGGUGUUUUCUCUCUGGACAAGAUGAGACCCUGAUGUGGAAGGUACUUUGCUGUGCCUGGUGUGGACUGGGGAAAGGACAGUUGCAGCUGCCUACUCUGGGGACCUGCCCAAGGGUUCACAGAGAGUCUCAGUCAGCAAGGAAGCAGGGCUGGCCACAAGGACUUUGUCACCUCUUCCUCUUGGCUUCAGAGAUGGAAAUGGUUUGCUGCCAUCCCCAGCCAUUAUGUGGCCUAGUGGGUUUAAGUCUGGAGUAGGAAGCCUCAUGGCAGCUUCAGGCCAUGGUGCCUGUAGUAUAGCUGGGGUUGGGAGCUGUUACAGGAGGAAGCUUCUUUGGGGCAUGAGCAAGCCUUGGUUGGGCACCAGCUCCAAGAUGUACCUUCCUCCUUUAUGCCAGGAAUCUUGAAGUCAAAGAGAAAUGAUCCUCUGUUGGCUCUUUUUUGUUUGUUUUUGAAUUUUUUUGUGGGUCCAUUUGGCAGGUCUCUCUUGGGGAGAAGGGCUGUUGAGUGGGGCUGGGGAGACCCUAGCUGGGCGUGUGUAUGGAGCACUCUGGUGGGUUCCCAAGCUUGCCCCUUCUCUCUUCUUGUUUCUGCUUUCUCUCUCAUUUCUGAGACAUUCAUGCACUGUCUGUACAUACUGGGUCUCCUUUCUCAACAUAUGUGUAUAUCCAUAUCCAUAUAUCCUAUGAUUUUACUCUUUCUUUCAUUUUUUUUAAAGAAACAAAACUAUGGAAAUAAUACCCUACAGAUGAGCGAAAAUGUAUUAUUGUAAAGUUUAUUUUUUUUAAUAAUGUUGUCUAUGAUGGGAAGAAAGGUACCAGGACCCCUGAGCCCUGGUCCAGUUGGGCUGGUGGGGCUGUGGCCGGGGACUCCCGAUUGCAUUCACUCUUAACCAAGCUCCAAUAAACGUACUAGGAAGCGA
This is a messenger RNA of Rattus norvegicus (Norway rat), 3075 nucleotides long. NCBI's taxonomy places the organism in Eukaryota, Metazoa, Chordata, Mammalia, Rodentia, Muridae. The record is from RefSeq and is a predicted model, not a curated record.